This is a messenger RNA of Drosophila biarmipes, 1842 nucleotides long. Its product is annotated as arginine/serine-rich coiled-coil protein 2. NCBI's taxonomy places the organism in Eukaryota, Metazoa, Arthropoda, Insecta, Diptera, Drosophilidae. The transcript is spliced from 4 exons. The coding region runs from base 87 to 1691 and encodes 534 amino acids. The record is from RefSeq and is a predicted model, not a curated record.
CUUCUUUUUACAUCACUACUAGCAAUUGAUUGCUUGUUUUUUGGACGCACUCGGGCCCCAAAAAUUUCCUUUUUCGGCGUUGAACGAUGGAAGCCCUGGUGAACUACAGUAGCGAGGACGACCAGGACGAUGCGGGCUACCAGAUACGGGCACCACAGCAACAACAACUGCAGCAGCCGCCGCACGCUAGAGCGCCAACAACAAACACUAGCAACCUCCUGAGGCAGAAGAGCACCAACAACAACAAUGACUACAGCUACAACAGCAGUCCCUGGGAGAAGGAGAGGGACAGGGAGUCGGAGCGCGAUAGGGAGCGGGAGCGGGAUAGGGAGAGAGCGAAGCGACGCCACCACACUCCCACUCCCCCGCUGCCGACGUCGCAGCAGCAGCAUCACAGGAGCAACAGCAGAGGCCGCGUUGAUGAGGAUGAGGAGCCCCGGGGCAGCAGUCGCCACCGCCAGGAGCGGGACAAGGACAGAGAGCGCGAGCGGGAUCGUGAACGCGAGCGGGACAGGAAUAAGGACAAGGACCGCGAGCGGGAGAAGCGCGAUUCGGAACGCAGUCGCGACAAGGGGCGCGACAAGGAUCACAGCAAGGGCGAUCAUCGCCACCAUCGUACCAAAGACGGCAACAGCCACAGGGAGCGGGAGAGGGAACGCGACCGGGAGCGGGAAAGGGAGCGAGAUCGCGACAAGGACCGCGAGCGCAGGCGUUCGGAGAAGAGCGGUCGCCACCACAGCGGCAAGGAGCGCCACCACCAUCACAACAACUCCUCAUCCUCCUCGUCAGCCGCCGCCGGCGGAGCGGCCAGUGCAGCUGGGCGUCGCUCCUACGAUGACCGCAGUCGUCGUCACCGAGACUCCCGCUCCCGUUCCCGCACGCCCACGGGCACACCGCCCACACGUCGCCGCCAACAGACGCAGCAGUCCCGCAAAUACCGCGAACGUGAGUCGAGCAGUCGCUCCAGAUCUCCCAAGGAAGAGCCAUCCGUGGCGCCUCGCACUGCAGCCGGGGCCGGAGCUCAUCUGCUGCUAGGAAAACCAGUCAGCGCAGGAGUAGGACCCUCGUCGGCGGCCACAGCCAUAGCAGCAGCAUCUGCAGCCAUUGCGGCCGCAGCCGCUAGUGGAGGAGGCGGUGGCCUCCUGCCGACCCCCAACUACGCACCUAAGAUACCCUCGCUGAUGUCCUUGGAGCUGAGCACGCCAGCGGUAGCGACUCCUGCCGUAGAACCCCCCAUCCAGCUGCCCAGCUACUACAACCCGGGCAUCAUCAAUGCCAACCGCUAUGCGGAGCAGCAGCAGAAGCGCAAGCUGCUGUGGGGCUCAAAGAAGGCCGAGGACUCGGCGAACAAGUGGGGCAACGCCCACUUCUCGCAGGACUCGGACGGCAAGGUGGCCUCCAAGUUUAUGCGGCUGAUGGGCAUCAAGAACGCCGGAUCGUCCGGCGAUGGCGAGGCCAGUGGUGGUGGCGCCGAGCAGGCGGAGGCCAGCAACGGCAGUGCAGCCGGCGAUGGGGUUGGCGGCGGAGGAGCUGCAGCACGGAGCGAGGGAGGCGGGAAGGUGCCCACUGAUGUGCAGCAGCGCCAGCGCAUGUUCUCCAACAUGGAGCAGCAGUACGAGAUGGCGCGAGCCGCCACGCACACGAUGCGCGGCGUGGGCCUCGGUUUCGGCUCCCAGCCGCGCACUUUCUAGAGGCGAUCGGCGAGGAACGGGCUCCCAACCAGGCUGUAAAUACCAUGCCACCCACUCAACUCAUUAGUCAUGUCAAGAUGUUUCUCCUCAACCACUUUUUGUUUGUGUUGAGCAAAUGUUUUUUUGAUUUCAAAUAAACGUUGCAACCAUA